AGUAUUUAUUUACUCGAUUCGAACCAAAAUUAAAUUCUUUUUUGCACUAAACGCUCACCAACUGCUCACACCCGACGUAUUUUCUCUCGAUCUGAAAAAGAAAAGAACAAAACAAAAUCCAGGAGAAUGAUCCAAGUGUUAUUCAGUGUGAUAUUCGCCGAAAUGGCGUUAAUCGUGAUGUUCGUAUUCAAGACGCCAUUGAGGAAGCUGGUGAUAAUGGGCCUGGACCGUAUUAAGAGAGGCCGCGGCCCAAUUGUUGUCAAAACCAUUGGCGGCACCAUCUUCGUUGUCAUGCUCUCAACAAUCUACAGUGUGGUGUCGAUCCGCAAACGCUGGAUCGAUGAAGAUGGCAAUAUUACUCCUACUGAUCAGAUUCUUAUGGCUCAACAUCUUCUAGAAGCUUCUCUCAUGGGUUUUUCCCUAUUCCUUGCUCUGAUGGUUGACAGACUGCACCACUAUAUAAGAGAACUUCGUAUAAGGAGGAAGAGCAUGGAAGCUGUGAACAAGCAAAACAGAGGUUUUGAGGAUGGGAAAAAUGGAGCUUGUGACGAUAUGAAGUCUUUGGAGGAAGAGGCAAGUGCAUUGCGUUUAAAAAUAAAGAAGCUGGAGUUAUGUCUGGAGGAAAAGGCUAGAGAAACAAGCGAUGCAGAAGCCAAUUCAGUUGCUCUUAAAAAGCAAUCAGAAAACUUUGGUCUUGAAAAUGAUUCCUUACUUGAGGAUAACCAGAAUCUCCGCGCUCAAUUGCAAGCACUGGAUCAGAGAUUGUCAUCUGAUACCAAAAAAGAUUCAUAAGGAAUCUCGUUUCACAUAUCUUCCGUCGUUACGAAGUUAUGUUGUGAUUUUCUUUUAAUAGCUUAGUAUCAUUCGUGCUCAAAAUAUGGACACCAGAGUGUAGGAAAUUCUAAGUUACCAUAAUUUUUUGUGAUUUCACUCCGGAAUAGGCUCUAUGAAGGACUUCAAAUAUUUGUCCUAGCGAGCUGCAUUGCCUGAUGGAAUCUUUCCUCAAUUAGUUUACUACAACUUGUCUAUAUGUGCUGUUAUUGCCAAAUUUAUCUGUCAAGACAGCUGUCUGAAAAGUACUAUGUAGUUUUGAUUUUUGAUAUCCUAGUUUUAAUGUCUUGAACUGCAAUUGAUUUUCAAGGAAAUUUUGUGCAUUUA
Nicotiana tabacum (common tobacco) is the source of this 1158-nucleotide messenger RNA. RefSeq lists its product as uncharacterized. Gene Ontology annotation, cellular component: endoplasmic reticulum membrane; endoplasmic reticulum. Gene Ontology annotation, biological process: endoplasmic reticulum to Golgi vesicle-mediated transport; intracellular protein transport. The record is from RefSeq and is a predicted model, not a curated record. NCBI's taxonomy places the organism in Eukaryota, Viridiplantae, Streptophyta, Magnoliopsida, Solanales, Solanaceae.